Fomitopsis serialis is the source of this 942-nucleotide messenger RNA. RefSeq lists its product as uncharacterized. The transcript is spliced from 4 exons. The annotation marks the transcript as partial. The record is from RefSeq and is a predicted model, not a curated record. NCBI's taxonomy places the organism in Eukaryota, Fungi, Basidiomycota, Agaricomycetes, Polyporales, Fomitopsidaceae.
GCUGUGCAUGACGACAUAUCUGACCACCGGCGGUGGUAUUUGAGGUUCAUCAGGAAGUUGGGUUGGCUCGUCGUUGGGCUCUUGGCGCCGGAAUUCCUGCUAUACAUCGCGGUGGGCCAAUUUGCUCAAGCAAGAUCGAUAUUGAAGGAGGCCGAACGAACGUUCACCACAGAGUCGCCUUCACCAUCGUGGUUUCAGGAAUUGAUAGUCAGAUCUAGGUUCGUAAGGAAGUUGUUCGGAAUUCCGGAGUCUAAUCCGGGUUCUCCCAAUGAGGAUGCUGUUCCUCUGGUUCGGAGCGCGAGGGACGCAGUGAAGACCUUUCGUAGGCAUCGGUGGACGAUGACACAUGCGUUCUACGCUACCAUGGGCGGGUUCAGACUCGACGUUGUCGACGAAUCGGGUAGCCACUAUCUACCAGCCUGGCAAUCAGAGGGCAUCAUAUCGCCUUUCGGAAUCCUGUUCCUCAUGAAGCAUGAGCCCACGCUCAUCCCUGAUAUCUCUGUCGCAGACAUAUGGGACAAGAGCAAAGCAGACGGACUGGCGAAAGCGCUGCUCAUAUGGCAGCUGCUGUGGUUCAUCACCAACGUCGGGAACCGCCUCGGGCAUGGCUUGCCCCUCAGCCUCCUGGAGGUGACGACUAUCAGCCACGGAUUAUGCACAUUGUGGACGUAUGUGUUGUGGUGGAGCAAGCCCCUAGGAGUGCGGGAAGCGACGGUCAUCACGGGAGCGUCACAACUCGGGGCUUGGAUGACUAUGUUGACUCCUCUACACAGGUACAUGAUCGAAGGCCUCAUGUGCUUCCGUCGUGAUCCUGAAAUUGACAGCCUCGACGCUAUUCAAGUGAAGGAUCUGCUGGAAGCUGCAUUGCGGCACCAGAGAUCCGUAGAGAAAUAUCGGUCUAUCACGAUAUCGAUCACGCUGCCCGAGCGCGGUGCUACUUGA